GUGUGGAGAGAGACCGCCUACGGGAGCGGGAAAGACAGGCUCGUGCGCAAAUGUCGCAAGUUCCAGACCUAGACGAUCCGGGCUCUGGCCCCCUUUUUGACCAACCGAAAAGAGUAAAUCCUUCGGAAACCGACCAUGUCACGCAACAGAUCCAGCAGAAGCUCGGCGACUUCCAAGUGUUUCGUCCUUUUCUGGAUCAAAAGGACCACAUCCUUAUCGGCGUGGAUGGGGUCCCGCCCAGCCCUGGCGGGCCGCUCCAGCCGUCCAGGCACUUGCCCCCCGGCUAUCCGCAGCCCCAGGCCAACUUGGCCGCCCCAAGUGAUGAUGAUCGUUUAACGAAAAACGCCUUCUCCAGGUUGCAGCCGUCUCCGGACGGGCGGCCCGAGUUCAAGAAGCCGAACCACAACCUGCAGCCGGGGGGCGGGCACGCGCGCGGCGGCUACCAGAAGCUGGCCGAGAGCAAGCCGCCGUACGCUGGCCGCGGCGACUACCCCGGCCAGCCGGGCGGCGGCAUCACCAACCACCGCUCCAAGGGCAUCAUGCCGGCCAAGGGCCCGCCCCUCUCCUCGCCGACGGCGUCCUCGUCCUCGUCGGCGGCGGGCGGCGCGCCCGCCUCCUCCGCCUCGUCCUCGAGGGCGCACCAGCAGCACCGCCUGGGGCGCGCGCCCCACGAAACGAACAAUCAACCAGCUCCGAUGCCUGCGCCCAGGGAAGCCUUGCCAUUUCAAACGCCCAGUGGCGGAGACGUUGACAACAUAUUUAAGGAAAUGAUAAGGGUUCCAGCACCAUUGGGUGGGAUCGCUGCUACUCCAAGAAUUGAUUUGGACAACAAAUAUCGACAAAAUUUUAAUAAUUUAGGGAUUAACGAAGCUACCCCAGUGUAUGCACCAUCCACCAAAAGAAAGGAACGUCUCCCAGGACAGGCGCCCAUAGCACCUGACCUGACAGAUGAUCUCAACCUAUCAGAAAGCGAUGACGAGCACAAGCCACCUACGCAUGCGCCAUUAGGAAGAAUGUUGUCUCCCAUCGCGGCCACGCCGGCCCACCCGUUCGCCAACAACAACCUCCACCCGCACCCGAAAAUGGAGCGGCAUAUCGCCGCCCCGCCGCCCCCGAUAGCGCCCCUCUCGCCCGUCAACUCGUCCUCCAGCGACUCCGGAUCCGACUCCGGUUCUGACUCGGAUUCUUCGAGCGACGACUCUGCCGAGGAGCCCGUCACCUCGGCGGCGGCUGUGCCGGCCCCGAAAGCACCGGUGGCGGCGGUCGCGGCGGCGGCGCCCGCCCCCGCCCCGCCCGAAGUGCCCGUCAGCGUGUCCCCGGAACGAGAGAUACGGUGGAAUCUCGCUUCGUUCGUGUCCAGUCAGAACGUGGCGAACAGCAACGAUCCGUCUUCUAUCAUGUCGCCGAAGGUGGAUACAUCCGGCCAGCAAUCCAACCAGAUUUCGAUACCUGAGAGUCCUGACAGCAUGAAGAAAGGUACCGAGGACUCGGACACAAACGAUUCCAAGGAUAUUGUCAGAGUGGUUCAGGAGAAGCUGGCACGAGUACCGAACCUGAUCUCCUCGUUCUCGGACGAUUCCGAUCACCACAGCGCGAAAGAACCGGCGUCGACGACGGCGCCCUCUAGCGUUAGCCGGCGCGCCAAACGCGCCACGGAGCCGACGCCCUCCAGGGACGAUAGCGACAGCGAUUCGGUGCGCGUCGCCGCGAAAGCCACCGGCAAACCGACGGUUAAACCGGUCGCGCUCGCCAAACCGACCGUAGAUUCGCUCAGCGAUAGCGACAGCGAAGCGCCCAGGGCGCCGCUCAGCAGCAGCGGCGGCAAAAAGGCGCCCGCCCCGAAGCAAGCCAAGGUUGUUAAGCCGAAGUCCGGCAGGGGGCGCCCCAGGAAGAACAAGACGCCAAACAGUUCAGAUACUGAAGUCAAGGUUAAGAGACGGGGUAGGCCUCCGAAAAACUCUCAGCUGUCCCCGGGGAGUCCGGGGGAUAGGGAGGCGGUGCGCGCGAAGAAACGCGGGCGCCCGCCCAAAGCCGCGCACCGAGCGCCCUCCAGCAGCUCGGACGAGGAGGACUCGAAGUUCGAGAAACCCGUGCCGCCCAGGCGCAGGACGAAAUCCAAGCUGCAAACCUCGUCGAGUUCCGACUCGGACAGUCCGGUGAGGAGGAGGAAGAGCGUCAGCAGUCGCAGGUCCUCGGAUAGAGAGAGUCCUAAGAAGAAGCGGGCGGAGGAUAAGGUUAAGAAGGGUAAGAACGCGAAGAACAGGAGUUCGGAUAGAGAGUUGGACUACAAGAGGAAAAAGGAGACGUCCGUGUCGCCUUACAAGCGUAAGGGUAUAAGCGCGGAAACGUUGCCGACGACCACGGACAGUGACGACAGUGAUGUGCCUCAAAAGAAACGCAACGUGAGUUCGUCGGACUCGGACGCACCGCCGAAACGCGACGACAGUUCGGACAGUGACGCGCAGACGCCGAACAAGGACGAUAAAAGCGUGGAGUCGGUGCAGGACAAGAACAAGUUCGUAGCUUUACGGAACCUGUUCACUCCCAAGCGGGACGCGGAGGGGGGCAAAGGUGGCGGCAAAGGCGGCGGCAAGGGCGGCAAAGGAAAGGGCGGUGUGGACGUUAUAAUCGUGGACGGCGAUUACGAACGAAGUUCGUCGUCGGUGGAAGACGAAGCGAUGCCCGUCACCACGAAUCCCGCCCUUUUAUCGCCCAUUAAAAAGGAGACGCCGCCCCCGCAACCGAACCCCUUCAAAACCGCGAAAACAAAGACUGAAUUUAUUGGCGACGACUCGGGCGGCAAGGUGAUGGUGAAAGUCGAUCUGAACAGGCUGGACCUGGUCAGGAUACCCGCCUUGAGGCGGCAUCUAGAACGCGUCCAGCACCACACUGUCGUCAUGCAGAUGGAGGGCGCCAAGGAGAAGAUCAAGGCCGAUCUUUUCGGUAGCAGUAACACCGACAAACUAGACUUGGAGAGUGGGGAUGCCAAGGAGAAACUGUCCCUCUCCAAGGAGGAUUCGUCGACGAAAAAGCCGGUGAAACCGGAAAAGGAACACAAACACAAGUCCAAGAAGCGGAAACGCCGCAACAGCGGAAGUUCGAUGUGUUCGCAGGCGAGCAGCGCCUCUCUACAAACGGCCACCAAGAAAAAGGAGCACAAAAAGGACAAGGAGGGCAAGGAGAAUCACAAAUCCAAAAGGCGGAAAGAUGAAUCUUCAGAAAAUAACCCCAGAUCUCAUUUGACCGGUGAUAAUCUCAACUUGCAAGCGAUGCCGCCGACGAACCACGAGCGGGAACCGGUCGAAAGCCGGCUGUCCGGCGGCGGCGGACAGCCGUCGUCCCUGACGUCGGCGUCGGCCAACGACGUCAUGAAACCGAGCCGGUCCCAGUCGAAUCGCGAGUACCACUCGUACUUUGACGUCGUCGAGGAAACAACCGAGUACGACGAAAGGGACCAGAAUCAGUACCUGAGCGAUGCGAAAAGGCUUAAACACCUCGCCGACAAAGAGACUGACCCCAUAAAACAAUGCCUACUUUAUUUGGAAGCAGUGCUGUUUUUCCUGCUGACGGGGAACGCGAUGGAGCACGAAAGUGUCACCAAAAAAGCGGCAUUUACCAUGUACAAAGAUACUCUUAGUUUAAUAAAAUAUCUGUCGGCAAACUUUAGGAAUCAGCAAAACGUUUCGCCUGUGCACAACAAACUGGCCGUUUUAAGUUACCGGUGUCAAGCUUUGCUGUACAGCAAAUUGUUUAAAAUGAGGAAAGUUGAAGCUAAGGACAUACAGAAAACUCUGUCUGAUUACUGUUCUAAGAACGCGUCGAUGGGGGCGCAGGAGCAGGCCGGCGGCAACCAGGGGCAGGGCACGCCGUCCCCGCUGUCGCCCACCCCCUCGCCCGCCAGCUCGGUGGGCAGCCAGUCGUCGGGCUACAGCUCGUCGGAGGUGGCGGCGCAGCAGCGCUCGGGCGUCUGGAUCCCGCUGCCGGUGCACGGCGCCAUGACCAAGCAGAACCAGCUCUUCACCUAUCUCGUCUCCUACACCGAGCUGUGGGAGAUGGCCGACCAGCUCGUCUUCAAAGGCCAACACGCCGAUUUUUUUAUCGAACUGGACAGACAGUGCAAACCUCUGACGUUACACAGUUCCCUGAUCGAUUUAGUGCGAUACGUGCGCGAGGGAAUCAACCGGCUCAAGAAGGAGCGCUAA
Molecule: messenger RNA, 4202 nt
Organism: Brassicogethes aeneus
Lineage: Eukaryota; Metazoa; Arthropoda; Insecta; Coleoptera; Nitidulidae
Source: the annotation of a GenBank genome assembly